Messenger RNA from Dinoponera quadriceps, 7167 nucleotides. Its product is annotated as solute carrier family 26 member 10. Gene Ontology annotation, molecular function: oxalate transmembrane transporter activity; sulfate transmembrane transporter activity; chloride transmembrane transporter activity. Gene Ontology annotation, biological process: transmembrane transport. NCBI's taxonomy places the organism in Eukaryota, Metazoa, Arthropoda, Insecta, Hymenoptera, Formicidae. Bases 88 to 2100 code for a protein of 670 amino acids. The record is from RefSeq and is a predicted model, not a curated record. The transcript is spliced from 11 exons. Gene Ontology annotation, cellular component: membrane.
ACGUGCUAUCGAAAAUUUUAUUACUGUUUGAUUAUCAGUAAGAGAUAGACAAGAAAGAUCUACGGGACGGAUUUUAAUAUAAACGUUAUGGAGAAGCAUAACAGGUUACUGCAGAUACAUCUGGAGAGGCCUCUCUAUGAACAUGAAGCAUUGAAUCAAAAUUAUCGUUAUGAGAAACCAAAAUCAUCCUUAAUACAAAGUACAGUAAACAACAUCAGAUCAAAAAAUUGGCAGUUUUGUGUAACAUCUGUUGUGCCAGCAAUAAAAUGGCUAAACUCAUACAAUUGGAAGGAAAACAUACUACCUGACAUAAUCUCUGGUUUAACUGUGGGAAUUAUGCAUAUACCACAAGGCAUGGCUUAUGCACUUCUGGGAAAUUUACCUCCAGUAGUCGGCAUAUAUAUGGCUUUCUUUCCUGUCUUGAUAUAUUUUUUCUUUGGCACAUCUAAGCAUAUAUCCAUAGGAACCUUUGCUGUGGUUUGCUUAAUGACCGGCAAAGUAGUAACGUCUUAUUCGACACCGCCUACGGAAUACGUAUCUGCAAAUAUCUCAAAUGCAGCUUCUGGAAAUCUCGAGGAUGUCACGAAUAUGUACGCGCCAAUGCAAGUAGCAACGGCGGUAACGUUGAUGGUCGGGAUAUUCCAGAUAAUAAUGUAUACAUUCCAAUUAGGCAUUGUGGCAACACUGCUUAGCGAAACUUUAGUGAAUAGCUUUACGACUGGAGCUGCAGUUUAUGUCUUAAUAUCUCAGAUCAAAGAUCUUCUUGGUCUUAAACUGCCGAAGAAGAAGGGGUAUUUUCAGUUAAUUUUUACUGUUAUAGACAUAUUCAAAGAAGCGAAGGAUGCAAAUAUAGCUGCUGUAAUAGUAUCAAUCAUAUCAAUUAUUAUCCUUGUUAUCAAUAAUGAGUUUCUAAAGCCACGGAUAAGUAAGAAAUGUAGCAUACCAAUACCGAUCGAGCUCAUCGCAGUUGUCGGUGGAACAUUAGUCUCGAGAUAUUGCAAUUUAUCAGAGCUUUACAAUAUUAAAAUUGUCGGACCUAUUCCUACAGGACUUCCUAAAUUAGAAGUGCCGAAUAUGGAAUUAUUGCCUCUGGUAGCAGUGGACAGUAUCGCAAUAACCGUAGUUUCGUACACUAUCACUGUGUCAAUGGCACUGAUAUUCGCGCAGAAGCUCAGCUAUGAGAUAAAUACGAAUCAAGAAUUUCUUGCGAUGGGCGUCAGUAACGUGGUGGGCUCUUUUUUCUCGUGUAUGCCGAUUUCAGCCUCUCUAAGCAGAUCGCUCAUCCAACAAGCUGUCGGAGGACGUACGCAGAUAGCAAGCGUCGUGUCCUGCUUAUUAUUACUUGUUAUACUCCUGUGGAUCGGGCCGUUCUUCGAACUUCUACCGAGAUGCGUGCUGGCCUCCAUAAUAGUUGUAGCAUUGAAGGGAAUGUUCAUGCAAGCCAAGCAACUUGUGAAAUUCUGGAAGCUGAACAAAACCGAUGCCUUGAUUUGGAUAGUGACGUUCUUGGUAGUGACAUUGGUUAACAUCGAUAUCGGAUUAUUAGCCGGAUUACUCGUUUCGCUCAUUAUUAUUUUACUGCAAACUAUUCGAUCUUACACGUGUCUGCUGGGCCACAUACCGCAUACAGAUCUAUACCUGGACUUAGACAGAUAUAAAGCGGCGGAAGAAAUCCACGGGAUCAAAAUAUUUCGCUACAGCGGCACUCUGAACUUCGCCAACAAUAGCCACUUCAAAUCUGUCGUGUACAAGCUAGUGGCCAUAUGUCCGCAAGAAGUGAUCAAACGUAGAAAGAAGUUAGUAGAGGAAGGCCGUUUCUUGGACGACAAAAGCACCGAUGACAGAAAAGAAUUGCGGUGCAUCAUCAUGGACAUGAGUGCGUUGAGUUACAUCGAUCCCAGUAGCGUUCACGUGUUGCAUGUGAUUGUGGAAGAGUUCAAGCAGGUGAACAUUGAGUUCUACUUCGUCAAUUGUCUCAGUCCUGUUUUCGAAAUGAUAAAGAAGUGCGAUACAUACGUGUACGGCGCGAUAUCAUUUAAGAUUUUCGCUACCGUGCAAGACGCCGUCGUUCAUUUCCAGAAUGAGGUCGCCGCGAGAUAACCAAGAAUAUCUGUUAUCUAUUAUAUCACGUGCAAGCCGUAUUUUUGAUAUUCAUGUUAUGCGUACAAUAGGUGGAAAGGAAUGUAUAGUUGUUGUAUUUUGCGCUGUUGUUACUCCUCCUUAUAUCUCUAUAAGAUACUUAUAUUUUUUGAUGUUGAUAAGAGACGAGAUAUUUUCAAUCGAUGCCAAAAAGUUUUCGCAAUAUAUUGCGAAAAAUCGUAGCUUUAUAUUAUCUAGAAUGUGUCAUACAAUUUGCGAUUUUAAUUAACGAUGACUUCUUUCAUAAAUUUAGAAUCAAUUUUUCGCAAUUUCGUUUUUGACUUUAAGCGAUCGCAAGAAAAAGUCGCUAAUUGUUGCACGUUCUACAUAUAUUUUAAUAUUUAGAGACUGUUUUGGAAACAAAGUGAUACAAAUGUACUUCACAAUUUAUGAACUUCUCUACGAAUUAAUACACAUUAUCAUUAUGUUGGUUGAGUAAUAAGUAAAUUUCUUUAUAUUAACUUUUAAGACUUCAGAGUGGUCGCUGCGGCCAUAUUGAAUUCGUGACACUAUAAGCGAUAAAUAACACGUUGAGAAACAUUGCGUGCUAUUUGCAAAUAGAUAUUUGGAUAAAACAACACUUGAGAUCGCUUGAAGAUAUUUAUGAAAAUGGACGAAAACUCUCCCUUUCCCUCUUGACAGUCAAUAAAUAGUUGUAAAAGGCACAUGAAAUAAGGUCCUAUUCAUGUAAGAAAACACACACAGUUGUUGAAAGAAGUAGAAAAUAUGUUCCUACGCAUAAUAUUUCAUGCUAAUCUUGAUUUUCGUCCAUUUUUACAGAUUUAAUAAAUAUAUCAUAAAUCACACCUACACAAUUAAGCAAAUAAUAGGGAAAUGGCACGUAACACAAAAUUUUGUUAUUACCAUGCUACUCUUCACGUAUAAAUGCGAUCCAGAGAACACUACAAAUGCUUCGAAGCGUUUCUCCUUCUUUUUUUUCCUUCAUUUGGGCCCAAAAGAUAGAUGAAGAAGAAAUGCUUCGAAGCAUUUGUAGCGUCUGCUGAAUGCAUUCUAUCAAUUCAUCCUUUUGUCGUUCUGAACUGUAUCUCGCUAAUGUCAACGCGGAGUUUUUUGCUGAAUACUCUGGAGUCUUGAAAGGCUUUCUUAAGUUAAUUUAGAGACUCCCAAGAACCUCGUAUUAAUCUUAUACUAAAUUAGAUUCCAGUUAAAUCAGUUACUUUUCAUAUAUAUUGUAGCUUAUGACCUACUGAACAAAAGAUACAAUAGAUUCAAAACUAAAUAAUGAGCAAUAAUUGGCCUACAGCCAGUCAAACACGAAAAACGGGAUCUGCGAGUAUUGUUUGAGAACAUUGGAAUAUAUCGAAAAUUUCAUAGGAAAAUCGUAAUUUUUAUUGAUCCCUCGAGAAAUUUCAUACAUGCUUCAUAUGUGGAUUCAUAUAAUCGUCUAUGACUCCUAAUCUAAUUAUAUAUGAUUAUAUAAUAUAUAUAAUACUAUUGAAGAUACAAACUUACGACUAAAAGACAAUAUUUGAUUAUAGGAUAUUUAAUCUUUAUUCUUGGCAUAACCCAGGACUAACGUUAUGGACAUGAUAGAGAGUUUGUCCGCGUGCGUGUGUUAUAGCAGAGAAAAGGAUUUCAUAGUUUAUCAUUCCCACAUUAUUUAAUGAUUCCAAAUCCUCUCUGUCGUGUGUGUGUGUGUGCGCAUGCGUGCGUGCGCGCGAGAUCAAUCCUUUACUACGUCCUUGUUGGUCCUAAGUUAUGUCAAAAGCAGGGAUAUCGCACAAAACAUCAUAUAAAGUUUUGUCUUAUACAUAAAUUCAUAUCUUCGAUUGUAUUAUACAGGAUGGCCCACGUAAAGUAUUACGACAGUGUAUUAAAUAUUCGAACGGUUGACCAUUCACAUUUAAACACUUAUUAAUUCUUUUUACAAAAUUUUGUCUAACUCUAAACAAUAUUUCUGAGGUCACGUUAGCGUAAACUUCACGUAUUAUUCCUUUUAAGUCUUCUUUCAUCGCAGGUGAGACACGUGUACUACGUGUGUUUAUGCCAUACCUCAUAUUCUAAGUCUCAUAACAGAAACAGACCUCUGAAAAAAUUACCACUAAAUGUGAGAAAUAUUUAAAGGUUUAUAACUUUUCAUAGAAACAUUUUUCAAAAAAAUGUUCCAGAUAAAGUUUACUUAUUUUUUCCCGUAGAAUCCAAAUAUGUAACAUUUUAUAGAAGGUUUCAUUUGAAGUUUACCCCUCUCUUCCCUUUAAAAGGGAGUAGAGGAGAAUUUUAGUUUACAUAAUUGGAAAGAUCCCUCGAAUACAUGAAACUUUCUCAUAAACAACUUUUUGAUAUGGCAAAUAUUUUUAGAGUUUUUAGGUUGUAAUACUUUACGUGAAGCCACCCUGCAUAUGAUCGUGCAUAAUUAUACAUGAAAUCAUAUAUGAUAUGAUCAUAUGUGAAUUCACAUGUAAAGUAUAUCUGGAAUUUCUUCUGGAGUCAAUAAAAAUAAUGGUUUUCUUAUGAGAUUUUCGAUAUACUCCAGUAUUCUCAAACAAUAAUCGUAAAACUCGAAUUUUUUAUUUGACUGGCUGCAAGCCAAUAACUGUCCAUUAUCUAACUUUUAACUUGUUACAUCCUUUGUUCAGCAGAUCAUAAGUUACAAUAUAUGUGAAAAUCAGCUGAUUUAAUCGGGACUCAGUUUCACAUAAAAUUAGUGCGGGGUUCUUUCUUCAUGAUUCUAAUAUAAUAAGUUUUCGGAUUGGUAUUCAUUAUUGCGUCAAUAUCACCAUCUUUUAAACCAGGUCAUCCAAAGCAAGACUCAUCGAGAUUGAAAUAUCCCGUUCUUAAAUUUGUUUAACUAUCGCUGAUAUUUUCUAACAUUUGUAGCUUCACUGCCAUAUAAUACCGUAUAAUACGCUGCCGUAUAUAUAAAUAUUAUUUGUUACCGUAAUCAUAUUAUCUUCUUCUCUAAAUUCAUAUAACAUUGCAUGUGUCUUAAACGUCUUUCCGAAAAAUUCAUUCUGAUUGAUGCUAAUAACUUAAACAUAACCAAAAAUAUACAAACCAAAAUAAAACUCAUUAAAUUAUUGUAUAAUGAACUUUCAUUCGGACAGAUCGGUGUACUAUAUAGGGUGAUUCAUAAAUGCAUGUCCAUAUUGCAGGGAAUGAACCUACAUAUUAAAAUAAGUAAAAAAAACGUCAUAUAAACAUAUGUCCUACAUAUAUAUUUUAGUUUUCGAGUUAUAGAUGAUUAAAGAAAAUGUUUGAAACAUAAGAAAGCAGGGUUUUUAACAUGUUAUCUCAGGAACCAUUUGCUAAAUGUUCUUCUUAAAAUGUAAUCUGCUUCUUAAAGGUCUUGUACACAUUACAGAUGAUAUGGAUAAAGCUGCUGUUUCGCUAUACUGGAUUAAGAAACAUUAUGAACCGCAACUAUUCUCUUUGUCGCUUAUCGCUGGAUAUGCAGCAACUUCGUUCCUCUUCGAUCCUCAUAGGCACUCUUCGUGGUCGUGCUUACCACUUAAACGUACCAUUUUCUCAAAGCCAUCUAUCAAUGGAAGAAAACGAUCCGUAAUACUGUGUUGCGGAAAGUGUUAUUGGUACAACCGACAUGCUUCACGUUCAUUUUUAUUAGCACGUCCAUAUAUCAAAUGUAUCGAUGCUAAUAACUUAAACAUAACCAAAUACAUUUCAGCAUAAGUAUAAGUAAUACAUUAUCAUUUUGUCGCUUUUAGAAUAGUAAUGAAUUCGCGAGAAUAAGAUGCUGACUACCUGAAAUUCUGCUUGAUUCGUAUUGUUGGAUAUUGUUUGUAAACAUUAGAUAAGAUCAAGAUGUAUUAAGGCGUACAGUGGCAUGUGUUGACAUCCGAGGCAGGCACUUGGAACAUUUUCUUUAAUCAUCUAUAAAUUGAAAACUAAAGUAUGUAGAAUAUAUAUUUGUGACUUUUUUAUUUAUUUUAGUGUUUUCAUCCCCUGAAAUAUGGACAUGCAUUUAUGAAUCUUAGAGUCGGUCAUAUACGACUUAUCAUCCUUUAGAUUAAGAAUUUAUACUAUUUUCAACUUUACAUCUAUAUACAUAAGAUCAAAAUCAUUCUAGCAAGAGCCAUUAUAAUUAGAACUACUUAUGCGGUUUUCUAUCUUAUGCAUUUUUUUCCUUUUCGUUGAAGUUAUAAGCGCAAUUGGGCACGGUUGUAAGCUACUAUUUAUGAUUUUGCAUGAUAAUCAGUUGUGACAAGAGUCAAAUGACAGUGUAAGGUAUAAAUAUUUUAUCGUACUUUUACUAUAUUUUUAUUUGAUAUAUGAAAAUAUUUAUUUUCCCUGAAUUUUCUGCUACACUUCUGCGAUCAGAUGUCUCUUAUACUAUUACUUCGACUUCUGUAAUACCGCGUAAGUGUACUCAUGAGUAGUGAUUUGCAAUCAUAAUCAUUUGAUGCAUCUAAUUUAAUUGGAAAAACCAUAUGCAAAUGAAUAUACUUUCAAAAUAGUUUGGUUCCCAUUGGGAACUAAUCAAAAAUAAGUUCUCUCAUUGAGUUAUCGGUUAUAUAUUCCAGACUGCAUCGGACAAAAUAUUCAGACUGUAUUGUAAAAUAAAAUGUACAACUUGUAUUGCAGUGCGAAUAAUAGGAAAAAUGUUAUUUACGACUCAACUCAAUAUCAUCUAUAAUAUAAUAAUGAUUAUAUAAACAUUGUUACAUUAUAGGUAUUAAUUGAGUUUACUUAAGUUCGAUCGAUUCGAUCGCCACAUUGUGAUGUACUUACACUGUAUAGUUAUAAAAAAAUGUUAAUGUAAGGAGAGAGAGAGAUAUUAAGAAUUACAACAAAUAGCGUAAUCGAGCAAUCGAUCUGUUUAUUUACAGCGAUUACCCUAUGUACAAGGUAACAGAUUAUCCUAGAUAACUGUCAUCGCUGAAUUAAGUUUUAGUUUUAUUGUGUCUUUGAAUUAUAGAUCCUGUAACAUCUCUAUACGCCUAUUCGUAAGACACAAUAGUUUCUUUUUUGUUUUCUAAUUCUGCGGCAGUGUUGCCCUUCACUGAUGGUGUGUAUCAUAUAUGUUGCGGAAUAAAUACUCAAAAAAAAAAA